AUGAAGUUACUCAUCCCAUUGGGUGACCUCAUCUCGUCUGUUCGAGCUUGCACGCAGGUUAAAACCAGGGGUGUAGCCUCGUGCUACAACUCAAAAAGCAGGCAAGAGAGAAAGAAGAGACAUACAGCCUCCACAGUUUUCCCCAACCGCACUGAUCUGGUGAAACGCAUGGUGCUCUGCAACACAUCUUUCUGUUUGUCGGAGCCCACCAGGAUAAAGAAAGGAUUCACUCAGUGUAAAAUCUGCAACGUGAACAUGAGUUGUCCAAGAGUUCUUCACGCUCUUGGUCACCACCGGUCGAGCGUAUCCCAGGCUGAGCUGGCCAUGUGUCUGGAUCAGAAACUUGCUCUGUACCCGUUAAUGUCAGCUCCACAGCCUAUGGAGCCUCACCGGCAGCCGGCCGUCUGCUCACGCAACAAGACCGCCCUUCGCUCCGUAUAUCCCUCAUCUUCCUCGCUGCCCACGUAUUGGGAGACCUCGAAGCUGCAGAGGUGUUUCCGCAAGAGCAGGGCCCUGAACAAGAAGCGCGUGGUGUUCGCCGACGCCCUGGGGCUGGAGCUCACCGCCGUGCAUCUGUUCACGCCCGAGCCUUCCUCCCCCUCGUCCUCAUCGUCAUCUGGGACCGGACCGUCUCCAAUCCAGCUUCAAGACCAACAGUCGGCCUCCAACAGAGCUCCGCGCUACAGUCUGCGGCUGGGUUUCCCUCAGCCCACGAUGGACGUCAAAGCCUUUUUUGGAAAUCUGCGAGAGAGGAACAUCCAACUGGAGAGCUGCAGCGUUUCGGAAAACUCGAUAAGUGGCCGAGUGUGGAUUUCCCACAUCAGCAUCAACAAGGCCGUGCACGUAAGCAUUACCUUUGACUCCUGGAAGACUUGGCGGGACUUUCCCUGCGCGCACUCGCACCAACAGCGGUGCGGCGGGAUGGACGCGGACGUUUUUUCCUUCGACGUCCCGAUACCCGAGAACGUCGACCCGAAGGAGAAAAUUGAGUUUUACCUGUCCCUCCGACCGGGCCCUUUCCCCGCCUCCCACACGGACAACAACAGGGGUCAGAACUACAGAUUGUACGUGGAAAAAGACGAGUCGAGCGGUAGCCAAGGCAACGCAACCUACCACGACCCGACCGUGUCGAGGCAGCCGACGCCCGCCCCAAAGUCCAAAGUGCCCACUUUCGCCCAGAACUCUGCUGUUUUCCAGCAUCUCAACGAAUGGCUGUCCACGCAACAGUGCCGAAGGAUCCGCCCGGAAACGAGUCGACCGGUGAACUUUUUGUACAAACCCACCAGUUAUGAUGCAACCGUUAUGUCUGUGGGAUAG
Messenger RNA from Menidia menidia (Atlantic silverside), 1317 nucleotides. The record is from the annotation of a GenBank genome assembly. Lineage: Eukaryota; Metazoa; Chordata; Actinopteri; Atheriniformes; Atherinopsidae.